This is a messenger RNA of Fonsecaea erecta, 246 nucleotides long. RefSeq lists its product as hypothetical. The transcript is spliced from 2 exons. Lineage: Eukaryota; Fungi; Ascomycota; Eurotiomycetes; Chaetothyriales; Herpotrichiellaceae. Bases 1 to 246 code for a protein of 81 amino acids. The record is from RefSeq and is a predicted model, not a curated record.
AUGACGCACGAGCCUUCAAUACAGCUCGAUAGCGUUUCUUCACCAAGCGACGGUAUCAGCGACAGCGGUCUCAAGCGGAAGGCGCUAUUCCUUGCCCGUUGUGUCCUAUCCCCAAAGGCUGAAAGAGGAUAUCAGACGUCCGCAACUGGGGGCAAUCGCGGCAUUUUCAGUGCUCAGCGUAUCUCCACAAGAGCCGGCGAGAGUGGCAUUGUUCCAGAUGGUGUACAGGCCAAUCAUGGAGUGUAA